AUGUUGUUGUGUGAUAACACUGAGCAUCUCCUUCACUCUAAGGAAAUCCGAGAACUGCAGGCCCAACUUCAGGAACAGCACAUCCAAAUUGAUAUGGAUGUUUCUAAGCCUGAUCUUACUGCUGCCCUGCGUGAUGUUCGCCAACAGUAUGAAAGUGUUGCUGCUAAGAAUCUUCAGGAAGCUGAAGAGUGGUACAAGUCCAAAUUCGCAGAUCUCUCUGAAGCUGCUAAUAGGAACAACGAUGCCCUGCGCCAGGCCAAACAAGAAGCUAAUGAAUACCGCAGACAGAUUCAGUCUCUCACCUGCGAAGUUGAUGCCCUUAAGGGAAGC
Messenger RNA from Antrostomus carolinensis (chuck-will's-widow), 330 nucleotides. Its product is annotated as vimentin-like. The annotation marks the transcript as partial. Gene Ontology annotation, molecular function: structural constituent of cytoskeleton. Gene Ontology annotation, biological process: intermediate filament organization. The record is from RefSeq and is a predicted model, not a curated record. Gene Ontology annotation, cellular component: cytoplasm; intermediate filament; plasma membrane. The transcript is spliced from 2 exons. NCBI's taxonomy places the organism in Eukaryota, Metazoa, Chordata, Aves, Caprimulgiformes, Caprimulgidae.